AGGAGUAGUUCACUUGUACCCGGUUUUGAAGAUGGACGAAUCUUUAAAAAUGGAUUGCAAGGUUCCCGUCGACUUUAUCGAUGUAUGCCGCACUUGUCUGCGUAAAAUAAGCGACGCGACGCAAUUAUUUUACAUCGUCACAAACGAGGCGACCACCGUUCAGUCUGUACGAUACAAGCUCGAGGAUUGCAUUCCGAGCUUGGAUCUUAGUCUCACGUCGAAUCCUGUCGUGUGCAAAGAUUGCUUCGAUGCGAUUAAUCUCAUGCACAGUUUCAAGGAGAACUGCUUGCAGUACGAGUUUUACAUUAAGAAUUACGCGGAGACAGCGUGCCUGCCCGAUAAUUGCGUUGAGCUUGCGGAAAUGGUGCGCGAAAACGAAAAGAUGUGGCUGUCGUGGAUUUCCCCCGAUCUGAAACCGAACUGCACGUUGGUUGAAGACAACGGAAACUUAGAGUGUUACACUGACUCGAACGUUAAACAAGAGCCGGUCGAGUACGACCAAACGGACUAUGAGCCGAUCGACAAGGAAGAGGAGCUAAAGGAGGCAGUUGUGAAAAGCGAGGUGAAGAGUCAGGAGUACUACUGCAACGACUGCACUUAUAACACGAAUUCGAAAUCGAAGCUCUUAAUCCACUUACAGUCACAUGUCGUUGAAACAACGCUGUUAGAGAUCAUUCGGCAAGAAGCGGAGCAGGACGACGAGAGUGUAGACGAUGACGACGACGACUACAUUCCCUACUCGCAAAAGCGGCACAUCUGCAAAAUCUGUAAGUACACGACGGAUCGCCGCAGUAAACUAAAGGUUCACAUGAAGACGCACAGAAAGCUGAAAUCGUUCAAGAAGCUAGACCUGCGCAACAUGCGCAACGUUCUGUACAAGUGCUCGAAGUGCUCGUUCACGACGGCGGAAAAACAAGAACUGAGCAGUCACGUCAAAGUGCACAGCUUUCAGAAGCGCUUCGUCUGCUUCCUCUGCGGCUACAGCAGUAACCAGCGCGGCAACCUCAACAUGCACGCGCGCAUUCACACCGACGAGAAGCUCUUCAAGUGCGAGUACUGCAACUACAGCAGCCACCAGAAGAACAAUCUCAAAAUACACACGAUGCUGCACACCGGCGAGACGCCGUACUCGUGCGCCGUCUGCAGCUUUCGGACGGUCUACAAGCACGCGCUCGACGUGCACACGCGAAUUCACACCGGCGAGAAGCCGUACAAGUGCAACGUCUGCUCGUACAGCAGCAUCUACAAGCAGAGCCUGAACGUGCACGAGCGCAUACAUCUGAAGGAGAAGCCGUUCAAGUGCACGCAGUGCAGCUACUCAUCCUGUCAGCGAUCGAACUUAAACGUCCACCUGAAAAAGUUUCAUCCCGAACUGGGCGAACAGUCGAUGUCAUGUUACCGAAAAAUGAGUAUAACGUGCAAGUUAUGUAAGGAAACUGUCGAAACUCCGCACUACUUCCACCUGUCCGGCCCCAGCUUCAUUUCCAAGGGUUUGAAGUUAAGGGAUUUGUUGGAAUGUUGCAUUCCCGAUCUCAAUUUGCCGCACGACAAUUGCGAUCAGGUGUGUCACAAUUGCACUUCGGCCCUGCACAUCGCGUACAACUUUCGAAUGACCGUCCGUAGCAAUUUUCCCUCAGCCGCCAACGAGGACGCAACUGAGACACCUGUCGAGCUCCCGGAGUUGCCGAACUCGCGUGCGCGUAUCUGUCACGUUUGCGGGAAACGCCUAUCCGGCCCGUCGACUCUGAGCAUCCACAUGAAGAUUCACACGGGAGUUAAGGCGUACCUGUGCGAGCGGUGCGGAAAGCCGUUUCGAGCGAUCGGCAUGCUGCAACUUCACCAGCGAGUACACGCGAACGAGAAGCGUUUCAAGUGCGCGCUGUGCGAUUAUGGUGCGACGAGGAAAGCCCACCUUCAAAGCCAUAUGAAGGUGCAUAUGGACGCGAACGAUUUAAAUGAGUGUUUGACUUGCGGUAAGCGCUACGCUAGCAAAAUCUUGUUGUACAAACAUCGAAAGAUGCAUGACAUCGCCACGGUACAAAGUGAAUUUGUUUAGUUUGGUUUUGGUGUUUUAGGCGAUCACCAUUGCUCUAAUUUAUAAAUCGUGCAUUUUAUUCGUACUUUUUGGACAACAGCAUUUGUCUUUUGUUAUGGGGAAACUGUAACAAUUUUUGUCUUCACCCUGUAUUGGGUAGGUAACGCAUUUUCUAUACUGAGAUGGCGUUUUUCAUACCUGGUACUUAUUUGGUAAAGUUUUUUUAAAGUAAUUUUCUUUAAAUUAAACCUUUAUCAAAGGUCGUUGUUUUACUAAUUCAUUUAUAUUGCCUCUGUAAUUGUUUAAACAAUGAUAAUGGGAAAAGAGGUAAUGGUUGUAUGGUAAAAAUCACGUGUAUGACAAUUGACUCUCCCCCUUUUAAUUUGAUUUAAAUUUCUAACCUUACUUUUUGCAUUUCUAAUUUUCGUACCAAAAAAGACUAAAACUAGCGAAUUCGUUGAAAAGUUGGGUAAAAGUCGAUUGUUUCUCAAUUAUCGACCAGUAAGAAACGAAAGAUACGAAACUAAAUUUAUUUUAAGCGAUUAAUAAACAGGCGUUUUGAACAUUAUUAUAUUUUUCAAAUACGAAGGCAAAUUCAACGAUUUAACAACAUCAUGAAAUUGGUAAGGAUGGCGUAUGUUGAAGGAACGUUGUAUGAAGACCCGCGAUUGAUUUCGGCUGAGUUCCAACAGCGACGGCAACUCGGGUACGGUCCACACUUUGCUCGCGAUCAAAUCGUGCUCCUCCAAGUACAAGCCGCAGUAAUCCAACAGUUGCUGCUUCUCGGCGAAGGAAAGUGAGAAGAAGCUCAGCGCGUUCACCACGUUAUUUUGUAUCGCGAUCAACUCGAACGGAUAGUACGUACUUUCGAUUUGUUUCUUGAACAGCUCGAUGAUGAGGUCGCGUUUCACGUCGUUCACACUAAAGAUGAAAGCCGGCUGAGGAAAUAAGUUGAAGGCGCCAUCCAAAUCGAGCGAAUGCGCGAGAUAACCCCCCGCGUACAAGAAAAUAUGCAACUCCUCGUUGAAACCGUACAGCACCGACGCGAAAUUAAUGUCGGACGUAUUCACAACGUAACCGAGCCCUAGGCACAUCAGUAUUAUCGAAACGCGAUCGUCCACCUCGACGUCGAACCAAUAAAACGUCUUGAGCAACUUGGAGAAGAGGCCGUACUCGAACGCCUCGUAAGCGAAGUAACUCUUACAGUGCUCCAUUAGAUCGAACGCGAUCGGCGAGCUCAAAAUCGUGUACAUGCACUCGAGCCAUUCGCUCGCCGAAAACGAGAGCGUCUCGAUGAAGUUCAACAGGAAGGACUCCCUACGGGCGAGCAGCGUUUUCUGGUCGAGUUUUGACCAGAUCAGCUUAAACAGGUCGGCUGAGUCGUAGUACAGCGACAGAGCUAACGCGGUGCUCCCGUCGAAGGUGAUCGAAUUGACGUCGAUACCUGCGUGAACGAGAUCGAAAGCCAGCGAGCUCUUGUGCCAGGCGGCCAAGUGUAAUGCGUUGUAGCCGUCCAGGUCUGCGUCCAAGAAUUCGUCGUAGUAGUUGAAUAGGACCUCGGCGAUGUCCGUACGGUUGCGGUACAAGGCUAGGGUGAACGCGGUCAUGUUGUCCUUACAGAGCAUGCUGACGUCGGCGCCGUACGUCAGUAACAUACAGACGGCUUCCAGGUUAUCGUUAUCCACGGCGUAAUGCAAGGGGGUA
This is a messenger RNA of Photinus pyralis (common eastern firefly), 3739 nucleotides long. RefSeq names its product zinc finger protein 570-like. Gene Ontology annotation, cellular component: nucleus. The coding region runs from base 32 to 2056 and encodes 674 amino acids. Lineage: Eukaryota; Metazoa; Arthropoda; Insecta; Coleoptera; Lampyridae. Gene Ontology annotation, molecular function: DNA-binding transcription factor activity; RNA polymerase II cis-regulatory region sequence-specific DNA binding; zinc ion binding. The transcript has 5 exons. Gene Ontology annotation, biological process: regulation of transcription by RNA polymerase II. The record is from RefSeq and is a predicted model, not a curated record.